Molecule: messenger RNA, 2775 nt
Organism: Mya arenaria
Lineage: Eukaryota; Metazoa; Mollusca; Bivalvia; Myida; Myidae
Exons: 7
Coding region: 204-983 (259 amino acids)
Source: RefSeq, a predicted model, not a curated record
CGCAGUAAUUCCUCUGCGCGGUGGCUCGUUAUAUAGACAGACGAUUGGAUCCAUUGGAUCCUAUAGGAAAUAUGAACUGUAGAAAUCGAUAGCCUGCGAGAAAAUAAAGGGUCAAGGUCUCAUAGUGGGUGAACACAAGAAAGGAAACGCCAUUGAUGUCAAUUGGAAACUGCAUCAUCUUUUGUUAAGGUUUCGUGUGCGGUAUGGAAUCAGCAGUAUUAAAGAGGAAGUCAAUUCAGUUUGGGCUUCAGAUUUCAGCUUGCCUAUGUCUGAUGCACGUGGCGCUCGGACAGAAGUGGCCUGAGAACGACCAGGGACCAUGUGGGAAGACCGUAUGCACAAGUGAAGAGGUGUGUGAGCUAGACGAAGGCGGGGGCACGUGCUACAACUCGUCACUGCGCACUGACUGCUCGGAUGGUUUGUCGUACUGUUACCGGCCCACGGUGUGCUGUGGUGUGCGCACGUGUUGUCCAGCCUUCUCAAAAUGCUGCGGCCUGAGCACGUGCUGUCACGAGGACGCCGUGUGCUGUCAGCCUAACACGUGCUGUGAGCCUGGAAGCAUCUGCUGCCUCUUCUCGUGCUGCUCUGCCGGUUCGGUGUGUGACGGCUCCAUUUGCAGGAGGGCAAGCGUGUACAACACGGGCUUUCGUUGGUACUACCUUGUGUGUGUGGUAAUCCCGCUAAUCGUAAUCUGUAUAGUCAUCGCCCGCCGACGCCGACGGGAUGCCAAACUCAGAGCCGAAGGUUUAAGCCAGUCUAGCGGAACAUAUGACGUCAUUCUCUCAAACCAAACAAACAGCACAAACCCGGUCACGGCGGGCUACGACCAGCCCCCGCCGUACCAGUACCCACCGCAAGGUAUCCCCUUGUCCCCAGACAGCAGCGCCAGGGUGACAUUGUGCGACCCGCGGACCCACACCGGUAACGAACAUAUUCUCACCACCUCACAGUCUUACCACGAGGUUUUGAAUCCGCAAGCUUGAACACAGUACAUGUGACAAUAUAUGUGAUCAAUGCAGCAACUAAUAGAAUAAUAAUCAUUAUGAAGUUCCAGUAUUCAUCAAACCUCUUCACGCGUCGACACAGAAGAUAUACUUGCAACAUGAGUCAUGAUUGAUGUAUGAGACAAUUGUGAGGUCACUCUACAGGGAUGUAUAAGAGACUACGAUCCACUGGAGGAAAUAAUAGAACUUAUACAGAGAAUUGUGAAGCAGUGUGGAACAUCCCGUGUUGACCUUCUUUGGCAUCAAUACCAAAUAGAUUUUAAUAAGAUAUAUUAUUAAAUGCUCAAACAAAGUAUUUAAUCCAUAUCAUAUUUGAAUCAUACCUUAAGAGCAAGAGAAAUCUACUUCAUUAUGCAUAGAACAAGGAGUGAUGUACGUAAACGAUGUGCCAUAUAUUUCUAAGAACUAGUUUGCUCUGACCUUAUGUAUAAGGAUGAAACACAUUUGAACGUCUUUGGUAGCGUGUUAGGCGUCUCGCUAUAUGUGACCUUAUCGGAGUACUAUUCGGAACGUCGGACGGCCAGAUUGGACUAUAUACUUGACCUUCGGCCUGAUCGUCUUAAAAGUGUGCACUUUGACCUCAAAAAGUGUACCAUCUUUUAUCUUAUGUAAGGUCACUUAUCAAAUACGUAUAUUAAACAUUAAAUUGAAUGGUCUCCCUCAAUCACAUCAGUGUCGAUUAUGUCGGUUAUGAUUAUUGAUGACUUACAGUUUGACGGAAUUGAAGAGUUUCUGUUUUAUUAACUUUUGAGGAACAAUAUUUUAGGGAGCAAAACAUACAUCCAUAGCGACGUGUUUUUGGGGAAAAAGGAAUAUUACUAUGUUUUUGUGUCAAAAUGCCCCAAACUACAUAAUCAACAAUGUCUUGUGAAUUCUUGAUGAUAUCAUAUAUAAAGAUAAUCUUUAUAAAUGAGAAAGCCAUACAAUAAAAUAAUGAUAAGUAGUAGAUCAAAUGAAUUGCCUGUUUACAAAAAUGCAAAUAUCUUUCUAAAAAUAGCUGCAAUCACCACAAAGCCUCAAUCCCGAUUGUUGGUUAGGUAUAGUACUGACUAUUUCGACACAAAACAUAUUCAUUUUGUAUAAAGUCUUUUCCUGAAAAAUGCAACUGCUUUUUUAUUAGAAAUCUGAUUAAAUUUUCUUUCGUAAAUUUGCUCAACUCCUGGUUACAGCUACACAUUUUGCAACGGCUAUAUGAAUUAUUUUUAAACAUUGGAUGUUCUGGUCCUUCAAACGACUUUUGCAGUGUGGAAGGCCCUGAAUGGCAACCUUGGAUUUAGGCUGUUUAAUGAUCAAGUUAACAAAAUGAAUGCAUAAUGAAACUUAGUUGUAAAUUUUGGUGGAGUUUGGACACUUUUGAUAUCACUUGCAGGAUGCGCCCAUUUACCGGUAAAGUUGCUACGUGUAAUAACCUCUCUUAUUAUUAUGCACCAAAUAAAUGUCUCUUUAUAAGUCAACAUACCGACAUGCUUUCUUUGCGGUAAAAGAAGCAUUCCAUGUAAAAUAAAAUCGUAAGCUUUAACUUGCAAACAAGGAUUUUGUUUGAGUUAAAAUAUUAAAAGUGAAAGACAUGUCGGAAUGCAACGCCCGCCUUGUUUAUUCAUGAAUGAUGACGGAUCCUUAAAUCACCCAUAGCUUUCUCUUUUUAUUGCUUUCAGUUUUAACUUCAGUUUCACCAUCUAGUCAAUUUUGAAGAUCAACACUAAUCAGGAUUGCAGUUAUACCACUCAAAAUUUGAUAAUGAUCACUUGAUUAGUUAUUUGUAAAAACUUAA